Molecule: messenger RNA, 2124 nt
Organism: Abrus precatorius (Indian licorice)
Lineage: Eukaryota; Viridiplantae; Streptophyta; Magnoliopsida; Fabales; Fabaceae
Product: homeobox-leucine zipper protein HDG11-like
Exons: 10
Coding region: 1-2124 (707 amino acids)
Biological process (GO): regulation of DNA-templated transcription
Molecular function (GO): DNA-binding transcription factor activity, RNA polymerase II-specific; DNA binding; lipid binding
Source: RefSeq, a predicted model, not a curated record
AUGGAUGUGUCCAUGGGAGCUGCUGCUGGUGGGUCUGGUGAUGAACACGAAAAUCAGAACCCUCAAAAAGGGAAAAAGACCUACCAUCGUCACACCUCCGAUCAAACAGCUAGGCUUGAAGCAAUAUUCAGCGAGUGCCCUCAUCCAGAUGAAGGCCAAAGGCGUCAAAUAGCCAAAGAGCUUGGGCUGGCUCCGAAACAAGUCAAGUUUUGGUUUCAGAAUAAGAGGACUCAGAAAAAGACUCAAGGGGAGCGAGCUGAUAACAACGCUCUUCGUGUUGAGAAUGAAAGGAUGCUGAAAGAAAAUCGCCUAAUCAAAGAGGCAUUGAAGACUAUAAUCUGCCCAUCAUGUGGGGGGCCACCCUAUGGAGAUGAAGAACAUACUCUCAAGCAACUCCGCCUUGAAAAUACACGUCUCAAAGCAGAGCGUGAGAACGUGUCUAAACUUCUUGCAAAGUACUUGGAGAACCCGAUGGUAGAACCAGAGUUGGAGCUAGCUACUACAGGAUCUUCUUCAUCACAUGAUCCAUUACUGAAACUAACGGUUGAUGGUGCUUGCAUGAAUGUUGGUGGUUCAACAAAUGUUUCAUUCCCAGAUGAAGAUAUAAUGUUCAACCCUGUGGAGUGCAAAAUAUCAGACAUGGAAAAAGCAAUGAUGUUACGGGCUGCAAUGAAUGCUAAGGAACAAUUACUCAAGCUUUUGGCAGCGAAUGAGCCCUUGUGGAUAAAGUCUUCAACUGAUCGUAGAUUUGUUCUUCAUCCUGAAAACUAUGAAGAGCUCUUUCCAAGGGCUAAUCACUUCGAAAAUUCCAAGGGGCGUGUGGAAUCAUCAAAAGGUUCACGAAUAGUGAGAAUUAAGGCGAUGCAAUUGGUUGACAUGCUUUUAGAUUCGAGAAAAUGGACAAAUCUUUUCCCAACAAUUAUUACAAAGGCGCGCACACUCGAAGUACUUGAAAACGGUUCGUUGGAAAAUCGAAGUGGAGCUUUGUUGUUGAUGCAUGGAGAGAUGCACGUUCUUUCACCUUUAGUGCCAUCUCGGGAAUUCUUCAUUGUUCGCUAUUGUGAACAAGUUGAAGCUGGUAUAUGGAUGGUAGCAGAUGUGUCCGUUGAGUACAUGAAAGAGAACAACCCUAAUCUUUCCUUUUGGAAGUUACCCUCUGGAUGCAUGAUUCACGAAAUUUCUAAUGGGUCAUGCCAGGUUUUUUGGGUUGAACAUGUGGAAUUGGAUGAAAAUGUUCAAACGCACCAGCUGUAUAGAGAUCUUAUUAAUGGCAGCAUUGCAUAUGGAGCAGAGAGAUGGCUUAUGGAACUUCAAAGAAUGUGUGAAAGGUUUACUAGUGCCGAAUCUGAAUACAUCCCUGAUUAUGACACCGGAGUGAUCACUCUACCUGAAGGAAGGAGGAGUAUGAUGAGGCUUUCUCAUCGAAUGGUUAAGAACUUUUGUGCAAUUUUAAACAUGUCAAAUAAGAUGGAUUUCCCACAACAUUUAGCUGAGGAGAAUAGUGGGGUUAGGAUCUCCGUUCGCAAAAGCAGAAACCCAGGCCAUCCAAUUAGUGCCAUGUUUAUCAUUACUGCUGCUAUCUCUUUCUGGCUUCCUCUUCCUUCUAAGAAUCUUUAUGACUUCUUUAGAGAUCCAACAAACCGUGUUAAGUGGGAUGCUCUUUGUUAUGGAAAUCCAGUGCGCGAGAUUGCUCGCAUCGCCACCGGAAGUCAUCCUAGUAACUAUGUAUCAAUUAUUCGGCUUGUGAACCCAAAUCAGAACGGUGUGGCGAUCAUUCAAGAAAGUUUUAUUGAUCCUUUGGGAUCAUAUGUGGUGUAUUCUCCUAUUAAUAUAUCAGACAUAGAGAGGAUUAUAAAUGGUGAAGAUUCAGCAUUGGUGUCAGUUCUUCCAUCAGGCAUUGUGAUAUCAGAAGAUGAACAAUCUAUUGCAAAUGCUCGAGCAUCUAGCAGUGGAGAUGGUGACAAAAGCACAAGAGGGUCACUCAUAACUGUGGCUUUCCAAAUACUCAUGUGUAAUCCUGCUGCUAUGAACUUGGAAUCUGUGGCUGCUGUUAACUCGCUCAUAACCUCUACAGUCCAUAACGUAAAGGAUGCUUUGCUCAGUGAUUACCAUUUGAUGUUUUAG